Anopheles funestus (African malaria mosquito) is the source of this 3713-nucleotide messenger RNA. It is a transcript of the gene Golgin97, whose product is annotated as golgin subfamily A member 1. The transcript has 7 exons. The coding region runs from base 859 to 2736 and encodes 625 amino acids. Gene Ontology annotation, cellular component: Golgi apparatus. The record is from RefSeq and is a predicted model, not a curated record. Lineage: Eukaryota; Metazoa; Arthropoda; Insecta; Diptera; Culicidae.
AAUAUUAUGGAAAAUGUAGUGUUUUUGUCCUUUUGCCACAGUCAUAAACUCGGCAUUACACACAUUACGGACAGGUGGGAGGGUGUUUUCGGCAGGCGUACUGGCCAGGCGUGUGUUGUGAGGUGAAUCCAAAUCGUCUACAUUGCACAACCAUUCAGAACAAAGGGAGAACACCUCCGGAAAGCGCAUUUUGUGAUAACAUUCUAGUCAAAAAGUCUGCACCCCCGUCUCUCCUCCACGGUACGAGUUGCUGUUUCACCGAUUCUGACGAAAAAAAGCUACUGCAACUAAAUGGAUACCAGUUUCCCACCACCGUGUGCCAUUAUUUUUGAAACCCGUUGAAAACGGCACGAUUGAUAAGAACCCGUGGACUUUCAUAUACACCCCCGGUUGCGUAUGUAUUCGUAGCGAGCGGAUAUCGGCCUAACGAAGCGCGGAAAUCACCCUGAUGCCAGGAACACACCGAACGUGAAGUGGCAAACAGGUGCACAAACAAGUUGGAAGAAGAAAACAGACGGCUAAAACGGGGGUAUCGUCGAUUAAUAUAGUAACAUUCAUACAAACCCUGCGCGACACACAGAGAAGGUCGGUGUGCGCUUAUCGCGACCCCAAGAAAUAGUUACAAUCGUGUCGAUUGUAUACGCUGAAUCGUAAACGAAAAGUGUGAAACUUUUCCCUUCAGAACAUUUACGCCCGCGGUAAACACGACCACCGAAACAGCCUGUUACGAGGUCGGCGAUGCAGUGAACAGUGAAACCGAACGAAAGCGGAGUUUCGUAAUACAUUGUCACCACAUUUUGCAGUCUGUGUACUAGGAACUAGAGCAAGUGUCUAGCGGAAGACGUACAGAUCCACAUCAUGUUUACGUCGCUAAAGAACAAAAUUCGUGAAGAAACCGGCAACGAUGUAGCGCCACUGUCCGUGUCCCGAACUCGCCGCAGCCGGCCAGAAUCACUCACCAGUGCCAGUUCGAUCGAUGAGCUCAGCAUUCUGGAGCAGAAGGAUGCCGAGCUGAAUGCUACCCGGCUCGAGCUUCAGGAGCUUGCCGGCCAUUUGACUAACUUUCGGGAGCAGGCACGUUCGCUCGAGGAGGAGACCGCUCGGCUGAAGCAAACCAACAGUGCCCUCGAGGCUAAGCUCCAAGCAAGCCAGCUGCAGCGAGAUCUUCAGCGUGAAGAACAAGACAAGAUUCAGAACUGUCAGCAGCAGGAAAUAUCGAAGCUGAAAAGUAUGUUGCUAUUCCGCGAGCAGGAAGCUAUUGAUCGAAUAGCGCAUCAGAAGAAUGCCGAACAGCAAGCCGAAAGUCUUCGGCAGGAGGUAAAUCGGCUGCGAGAAAUCGAACCAAUGCUAGAAAACACACAGGACGAGCUGGAAAACCUGCGCCAUUCGUCGCAAUGCGAGCGGAACAGUCUGAUAUCGAAGUUGGCCGCUGUAGAGGAAGCAAACCGGCAUCUGAAAAGUCGCGUACAGGUGCUGGAAAAUACGCGUGUCUCACUCGGCACGAACAGUGGUAGUACGGACGAGAAGGUGCAGUGUUUGCUACAGGAACGCGACCUGCUUGAACAACGGCUGGAGGCGGCUCAUCUGCAUCUGUCCGACAUUAAGACGAGCUGGAGCUCCCAGAAUAUGACGCUCGAAACGCAGGUAAGCCGCUUGUCGCGCCAAGUCGCGGAAGAAACCACCGAAAAGUAUAACGCGCUCAAGGUAAAGGAUGAGUUGAUCGAGAAGCUGAAGCAGCUUGAAUUCGAGUUCGAGAAGCUACGGUCGGAAGUAACCCAACGUGACAAUAAGAUCAAGCUUAUGAAUGAAGAAAUCGAUGAACUACAUUCGGCCCUACGUGAGGCACGUGAGCAGCACGAAGAGGAGGUCACGUUCAUGAGCAGUAAAGUAGAACAACUGCAAACGGAAUGCACCGACCUGCGUUCGAACCUCACCGAAUCCGAACAGCGACUCCUUGAGUGUUUAGAGAGUGCUGACCGCUCUACCGGUGCCUAUCAGGGUCAGGUAGCUGAACUAGAGAGCACUGCGCGGGAACUUAAUCGUCAGCUGGCCAGUGAAACACAGGAGAAGAUGGCUGUUCUGAUGAAGAACGCAGAAAUGUCACAACAGGAGGAAAUUUUACGCCAAGAACUGAGACAUGAGAAAGAUGAAUCGAUCGAGCUUCAUGAUCGUGCUAUGAUGCUGCAGCAUGAACUAGAUAAACGCCUAAAUACUGUCAAUGAGCUGAGGAAACAGGUAGACGAACUCAUGACUACGAAUCUCAACCUAAAUGCUGAUCUUGUGGACAAAAAUAAGAUUAUAAAAACCUUAAAUCAGCGUCUUGUGGAUAUGAAGAAAACACUUCAGGAGGAGCUUAAAGGGCAACAGAAUGGUAACAACAAUAAUAACAUUGUCGCCAACUAUAUUAGCGGUAAUCAAGCCCCACCCCAUGAUCGAUCGCUGGAACGAUCGAAAAGCUUCGAGGGAAAAACGAUUGCAAAAGAGAACGGAACUCUGAAGCAAAACGGAACGAACGGUGGACCGGUAGUGAUGGAUGAAGUGAACUUUCGCUAUCUUAAGCAUGUGAUAAUCAAAUUUCUUACUAGUCGAGAGGUUGAAGCACGACAUUUAAUAAAGGCCGUAUCUACACUGCUGCAACUUAGCUACGAGGAAGAAAAACUGCUGCAGGACACACUGAACUGGAAGAUGAGCUGGUUCGGCAGUCGACCGGGCCAGGUUCCGAUGUCUACCAGCUAAAAUAUCUGCCUCAAAUACUACUACUACUACUACUACACCUGGUGCAGACGUGCGGCAGCUAUACGCCCGCAUACGCUUCACGCAACGCCUCUAGCAUAUCUCCUAUACAAUUUUCACUUAUUUAUCGGAAUCUUCCAAGCGACAAUUCAGAAGAAGAAACUCAAACAACCAAAGCGUAAUCUCUAGCGUAUAUCAGAUGGGACACAGUGCAAGAGAAGUAACAUAAUCAAAAGUAUGGCAAUUGACGCAAAUAAGGUGCGAGUGAAUGAUUGCGCGUAACUAUGAUUUCUGCACAAAUUGGUAAGAUUUUCUCAGGUUUUCAACCUUCCGUAUAGUUUCCUCGUUAUCCUAUCAUUUUACCUUUAACGCUAUUUACGUACAUUUAUCGGCUGCAUUUGUGCUGUAUUCAUAAAUUGAUAUACCCAACAUUCCUUAGUCAAACAAAUAUUUAUACAACAAGCAAAUGCAACCUUUUUAUACAAUUAUCAUUGCUUACAGUUAUACCGACGUAUGUGAUUUGCUUUCCAAAGAUACUAAGUAUUUACAAUGCCAUAGUAUUAGAAGAGGCGAUUUUUUUCGUGUGAUUUGAUGAGUGAUUUGUUUUGUUAAGCACGUAUUCCUUAAAAUAUGUUAGCUUUUGUAUUAUUUUUACAAAAUAUAUAGCUUGAUUCAUUAGAAAAAGCAAGAGAAGCACACGGUGCAAAACAUCUAAUCAUUUUUGGCUUGUGGCGAUUGUUGAAUAGUAGAAACAGUACAGUGCAAUACGUGUGUGCAAUAACAGUUGAAAAGACAUAAGCCCCCCUAAAGGUCUGUUACCACAGCCUACAGGAAGGUAAAUAAGGAAAGGCUUCAUACAAACAAGCCUAGCCCGCCCAAAACAGGUUCAUUGUUCAUGUGUUCCACACAGCCAUUAUUCAUGUUUAUACGAAUUCGAAUAAAUCAAUAAAUGCUAGGUAAAUUAAAGCAAAAUUACCCAA